Messenger RNA from Argentina anserina (silverweed cinquefoil), 3859 nucleotides. RefSeq names its product polyadenylation and cleavage factor homolog 4. Gene Ontology annotation, cellular component: mRNA cleavage factor complex; cytoplasm. The transcript has 7 exons. The record is from RefSeq and is a predicted model, not a curated record. The coding region runs from base 364 to 3585 and encodes 1073 amino acids. Gene Ontology annotation, molecular function: mRNA binding; RNA polymerase II complex binding. NCBI's taxonomy places the organism in Eukaryota, Viridiplantae, Streptophyta, Magnoliopsida, Rosales, Rosaceae. Gene Ontology annotation, biological process: termination of RNA polymerase II transcription.
CGAGCUGGCUCUGGUCCUCUGCUAUAUAUCUCUCACGCAAAUACGCACACUCUUCUCAAAUUUUGCCCCAAAUCUCAACCCUAAUUCCCAAAUCCCAACCCCUUCCAAUCAAGCUCCACACUUUUGCCUCAGAUUCUUCAGAUUACAAACUUUCUCUUACUUUAGUCUCUUUUAAUUUAUUAUAUAUACUUGUAAUACGAAACCAGGGUUUAAUCCCGAUCCUACAUGUUCAAUUGAGCCAUAGCUCUUUUAAUUUCUCAUUCUAGAUUAGAUUUCAAUAUUCAUAUUCAAUAGUCGUACACAGAUUCUUGUUAUGUAAUCAAAAAACAAAAUCAGAUUUAGGGUUUGAGUUUGCCGCCAUCGAUGGACAUGGAGAGCUCGCGCAGGCCGUUCAACAGAUCGAACGAACCAGGCUUGAAGAAGCCCCGAUUGAACGACGACCAAGGCGUCGGGAAUCCGAAUCUGAACGGCCGAGGCUUCGGACAAAGGCCCGGCGGAGCUAAUCCGGCGCUGUCGAGGUUCAGAGUGAGUGAUAGAGAGCUGGAGAGGGACGGCGGCGGAGCCUAUGUGCCGCAGCCAUUGCAGCACCAGGAGCUUGUGAGCCAGUACCGGACGGCGCUUGCGGAGCUGACGUUCAAUUCGAAGCCGAUCAUUACGAAUUUGACCAUCAUUGCUGGGGAGAGCCUUAAUGCGGCUAAGGCUAUCACUGCGACGAUUUGCGCCAACAUUAUUGAGGUUCCUAGCGAGCAGAAGUUGCCAUCGCUUUAUCUUCUGGACAGUAUUGUAAAGAAUAUUGGAAGAGAUUACAUAAAAUACUUUGCUGCCAGAUUACCUGAGGUAUUCUGCAAGGCAUAUAGACAGGUUGAACCUCCUAUACAUCAAAGCAUGCGUCAUCUUUUUGGAACUUGGAAAGGUGUCUUCCCUGCUCAGACACUUCAGAUGAUUGAGAAAGAACUUGGGUUUACUACUGCAGCAAAUGGUUCGUCGUCUGGAGUUUCAACAUCUAGACCAGACUCACAGUCGCAACGUCCAGCACAUAGCAUUCACGUAAACCCCAAAUACUUGGAAAGACAGCGUCUUCAGCAUCCACCGAGGACAAAAGGGAUGGCUAAUGACUUUGAUGGGACUAUGGCAAACUCAAUUGAUGAUGUAGAGAGGUUGGACAGAGUAGCUGGUAUCAGUGCUGGACGAGUAUGGGUUGAUCCUCCAGUUAAAAUGCCGAUUAUUCAACGUUCAACCAGGGAUGCACUAAGUGAGCGUUUUCAUGAGAAGAAUAUUGGUGCCGAAUAUGAUGAAUCUGAUUAUGAUUCUGAUCUUCCUAGGAGGUCAAACUUAGGCAUUGGGCGAUCUGGUGGGAAUAUUAUCCAGCAAGGACAUGAUAAACCUUGGUAUGGAGGUGUCAGCAGUGCUGCCGAAACAAUUUCCAUCCAAAGGAAUGGUUUUAACAAGAAGCACGGAUUAAAUUACUCUGCACCUAAAUCUGCAAAUGCUGAUCCUCGUCUUCAGACACCACAAGUCAUUGCAAGUAGGAAUAGGGGUGGGUUGUCGAGUAGUUGGAAGAAUUCUGAGGAAGAGGAAUACAUGUGGGAUGAUAUAAACUCAAGAUUAACAGAUCGUGUAACUCCUGAUCUUUCUAGUAACAUAAGAAAAGGGCACUGGAUUUCUGAUGAUUCUGAGAAAUUGGACUUUGGAGGUGGCUCUCGUAAGGUGAGCAGAGUAAAUGAUAUGGAGGUGGCCACUGAUAGUGUUGAACAGAAAGACUUAUCUGCUCUUGGGCGCCGUAUGCCAUCACCUUGGUCAUUGCAAGAGUCAAAUGUUGUGGAACGGCUGACCUCUUCCGGUGCCCCGGUCAUGAGUUCCGCUCAUUCAGAGCGUUAUGUAUCAGGUUUAAGUGGGUUAUCAACAAGUGGAGAUUCUUCUGUGGCGAGUAGAGCACAGAUGAUUUCUUCUCGUAUUGGGGCCUCAAGCUUUGGGUUGCCGACAAAUGCUGCAUCAGGGUCUAAUGGUGCUGUAGUGAAACAGAAGCAGAUUCCAUUGGUCAGAGCUGCAUCAAAAAUACAGCAUCCUCGUCAUUAUAUGGCUGAGCAAGACCCGGUUCAGGUGCCAUCCCUUCCUCCUGACUUGAAAGCAUCUCAAAUUUUGGCAAAGUCGGAGUUAGGAUCACAUGGUCAGUAUACCGAGGACUCUUUGCCUGUUCCAACUUCCAAUGUUCGAAUUAGUGGCAUGACAAAAUCACAGCCCCAAGAUUUGAAGGCUUUGUCUUCGUCAAUGGCUGCCAUCCAAUCAAGGCACCAGUAUCCUUUCCAACAACAAGACAGUGCAGAGCCUGAAUCCUUGGAACAGACACAGAAGCCCCAUGUAAUGCCCUCAACAGUCAGAAAUUCUAUAUCAGAUCUUUCUAAUCUCCUUGCUCCAGAAACGUCAGGACAGUCUAGCACAAGUAGUUUGUUGGCUGCUGUUUUGAAGACUGGAAUUCUUUCUAAUAAAUCAUUCACUGGUAGCCUUCCUAAUUUGAAUCUAGGUGACAAGGAAAAACUGCCACCACAGUCGAGCGGUCAACCCCCCUUGCCAAUUGGACGACCACCUACCAAAGCUGCAGUUCCGGGGUUAAAGGUUGCACCGGCACCUUCAUUAGGCCAUCUUUCCGGUGAUAACUCACCAACCACCUCAAGCACUCUGCAGAAGGUUGGACAUCUAUCUCCUCCACCUGGCCAACUGCCUUUGUCCCAAGAGCGUAGCUCAACAGAAAAAGAUUCAAAUGCCAAGGAUCCAAUAUCAAACCUUUUGAGCUCUUUGGUUGCCAAAGGGUUGAUAUCUGCAUCAAAGUCAGAGUCACCGACAUUUCUGCCAUCUCAAAAGCUGGUAGAAGGGCAAAGUCAGAACUUACCUAUGAUUGGCACCAGCUCCAUCUCUCCAGUUUCAGAAUCUUCAAAAGUUGCUGUUUCAUCUCAAAGGGAUGAUGCACCUCUCACAGAACAGGUGGCUAAACCGCCUGCUGCCUCGGCCCAAUCUACUAAGACCGAAAAAAGGAAUCUAAUAGGAUAUGACUUCAAGCCAGAUAAAAUCCGAGAACUACAUCCAUUUGUCAUUGAUGAGCUUUUUGAUGACCUUCCACAUAAAUGUAGCCUAUGUGGCCUUAGGCUCAAACUUAAAGAACGUCUUGAUAGUCACUUGGAAUGGCAUGCUUCGAAAACUCCUGAAGCAGAUGGUUCAAAGGCAUCAAGGGGGUGGUAUGCGAAUUCAAUCAACUGGGUUGGUGGGAAGGCAGGAAACUCUUCUGAACUUGUCAUCGAUUCAAAUGACAUGACUGUGGUCAGUAAUGAGCCCAUAAUUCUGGCUGAUGAAAGCCAAUGCGCAUGUCUUCUAUGUGGCAAUACUUUUGAAGACUUCUAUUGUCAAGAAAGUGAUGAAUGGAUGUUUAAAGGAGCCGUGUAUAUGACUGUUCCAGCUGGGGAUGGUGAGCUUGGAACUGCAGGUGGGAGCAUUCUGAAGGGUCCCAUUGUGCAUGCAAGUUGUAUUGAUGAAAAUUCACUUGAGGAUUUGGGACUGGCUGCUACACGAAUUAAAUUGGAAAGUGAUGUUUAGUUCUCCAAAAACUAAAGAUAGAUGUGGACCGAAGAGUCAUGAAUAUAUGAGAAUUCAGGUUACUUGUGUAUUUUCAGUUGAGUUUUUCAGUGCUAUUUGUGUUGUGCCACAGAUACGUGGUGGGAGAUUUGUACGAGCUCCAUUUUUUCUAUUUGUUUCAUUGUAGUUGAGAGGAAAAGAAAAAAUAGAUCUACAUUUCAGAUAGUUUGCAUCUCAGUGAUUCUCUUAUGACUUUACGAGUGAUGAGAUUUGAUGUUUUGCUAUUUGUUUGUUA